CCCCAAAUCGGAAUCUGCAAACGAAGAUGAUGAUGAUGAUUCGAAGAAGAAUCUCUUCGAUCAUUUCAACACCACUCCUCAAUUCUUCGAUUCACCACGCCUCCAAACCCAGAUUCAUCACCUCUUCCUCGCCGCUUCUACAAUGCCGUCGAUCUCCGAUCCUCCUCACUCAGAUUCCUGCAUCGGCGAGCAGAGUUUCGUCGUUUCAGGGGAUCAGGGCGUACAGUUUACUGAGCUUGAACGAUCUGAGAGACAAUGUGCCGAGGAAGCUCAAGACGAGGAAAGGAAGAGGUAUCGGGUCGGGUAAAGGUAAAACAGCGGGGAGAGGUCACAAGGGGCAGAAGGCGAGAGGGACGAUGAAGUUUGGUUUCGAAGGUGGGCAGACUCCUUUACGACGUCGUUUGCCCAAACGUGGCUUCAAGAACAAGUUUAAGCUUCAUUUCCAGCCGGUUGGGCUUGGAAAGAUAGCUAAACUCAUAAACGCUGGGGAGAUUGAUUCCCAUGAGUUGAUCACUAUGAAGACGCUCAAGGAUGUGGGAGCCAUAGGGAAGCAAAUAGAAGACGGAGUAAGACUAAUGGGUCGUGGUGCUGAUGAGAUCAAAUGGCCUCUUCAUUUUGAGGUUUCGAGAGUGACAGUUAGGGCCAAAGAAGUGGUGGAAGCGGCAGGAGGAUCGGUGAGGAGAGUGUAUUACAACAAAUUGGGCUUGAGGGCGUUGCUUAAACCGGAAUGGUUUGAGAAGAAAGGAAGGCUAUUGCCAAAAGCAGCGAGACCACCUCCUAAACAGCAAGAUAGGGUGGAUAGCAUCGGGCGUCUUCCCGCUCCGAAGAAACCAAUCCCGUUUUUUUCAGCUGAGGAAAACAAAGUUGAGUCUCCUGUUGAAUCGUGAUGUUUGAGUUAGGUUUUUUAACUUUUGAUGUUUUGGUUUAAGUUGUUUGUGUUGUUUCUUGUUCAUGUUCUUACAAGAAAAAAAUUGAAAAUGGCGGAUUUUUAUUGGACGAAAUAAGGCCAUUCUCUCGUUUAA
This is a messenger RNA of Raphanus sativus (radish), 1022 nucleotides long. RefSeq lists its product as uncharacterized. Gene Ontology annotation, cellular component: mitochondrial large ribosomal subunit. Gene Ontology annotation, molecular function: structural constituent of ribosome. The coding region runs from base 27 to 887 and encodes 286 amino acids. The record is from RefSeq and is a predicted model, not a curated record. Gene Ontology annotation, biological process: translation. Lineage: Eukaryota; Viridiplantae; Streptophyta; Magnoliopsida; Brassicales; Brassicaceae. The transcript is spliced from 4 exons.